GGGCCGUGUGUCUGUAUAUGUGUGCUUUAUUAUUAUUAUUAUUUUCCUCCCUCUUCCCUUAUGUAUGAGCGCGCGUCGCAGGGUUAGACAGGGCUCCUGAAGUACUUGCUGUUCGUCUCGGGCUGAGGGGGAGAGCGAAAGGGGCGCGUGCAGCAGGUCAGACGGCGGCGACUUCUCGCGCUGAGGUAAACCUCGCAGACACCAUGAGCCACCUGCGCGCCGUGGCUGCGCCCAGCGAGUGGGGCGAAGGCGGCAGGGAUUUGGGCUCCCAGCAGCAGCCAUUGGAAGACAGCCUUCUGCUGGGACAGGAGGCGACGGCAGCAAGUCGCGGCUUCUCCUCAGCCUGGUUGGGCAUCUGCUGCCCAGGCCGGGUCACCUCGUCGCCCAGGUACCUGCUCUCAGGAGCAGCUGAGGGGGACGAUGAGGAAGAAGAUGACGAGGACGACGAGGAGGACGACGAGGAACUCUUGGAGGCAGGCGCGGCCGAGCACUUGGGCGGCGGCAGCCGGAGCCGGAGCGGCGGGUCAGGGAAGCUGUGCGCGUUGCAGGAGCACCACCACCGCCACCACCACCACCAGGCAGACGGCACCCCUGGCGACGCGCAGGCGACGCGGCCACGCGGGCCCAGCGGCGGGGGUCUGCUCCGCCAGGGCCCUCAGGUGAGCGGCGUGCAGAAGCAGAGGCGCCUGGCGGCCAACGCCCGCGAGCGGCGGCGGAUGCACGGGCUGAACCACGCCUUCGACCAGCUGCGCAAUGUCAUCCCCUCCUUCAACAACGACAAAAAGCUCUCCAAGUACGAGACGCUGCAGAUGGCGCAGAUCUACAUCAGCGCGCUGGCCGAGCUGCUGCACAGCCCACCUCCCGCCGACGGCGCCCCCGCGAGCCAGACUUACGAGCGCGCGCCCUGCACCCCGCCUGUAGGGGGCGCUCUGCAGCAACAGCCAAGGUCCCAGGCCUCGGGACACUGCCGGACACGUUUUCCCCAAGAGCAGCCGACAGGGGGCGGGGCAGGAGGAGGAGGCUUCUCUGUGCAACUAGACCCGCUGCAUUUCCCCUCGUUCACGGAGUUGGGGCAGAAAGCCCCCUCACCGGCGCAGCUCCUGCCGCCGUCGGGCCAGCCCCAGCAGGAGCGGAGGAAACCCUCGCCGCCGGCCCAUCGCAGCGAUGGGGAGUUCUCGCCCCGAUCCCAUUACAGUGACUCUGACGAGGCCAGCUAGGCGCGCGGCAGUCGGGCAGGGAGGAAUGGGUGAGAUCGGCGGCUGCCAGUCAAGCCGACUCUGAAGCUGACCGGGGAAGCGGGGGGAGGACUGCUUGUCAGACAGCUUGUGAAAGACGUUGCUGGCGUGAACAGGGCAGGAUCCUGGGCAAGUGGGGCAAACAGACGCCCGUCGCAGGCUCUGACGGACUCACCUCGCCAGCCUUAGAAAGCUUUGGAAACCUGCGGGGGGAACUCUCCUUAACUUCUCUUUCUAGAAGUAGCCAUUUACCCUGCGCAGGUCUAGAACAGUAGGGAAAGCUUUUGAACCAUGAUUUCUCUCGAACUCUAUUCGAAAAGCACUCUGGUUGCUGUUUUCGCAAGCAAGCAAAGGGAGCUUUCUUCCAAGCAAGUGUGCUUCGAAUCUUAGCUUUUGAGCGAUUUUCUAGAAGCCGAUAUUGGUACUGAAUCAGCAUAGCUGCCAAGUUUUCCCUUUUCUCGCGAGGAAGCCUAUUCAGCAUAAGGGAAAAUCCCUUUAAAAAAGGGAUAACUUGGCAGCUAUGGUACUGAAUGUAACCUGGUUUGUUUUUUUCUAGUUUUAAAAUUUGGCUCCCCCUUUCCUGCUGGAAUCAGUUGCAUAUACUGUAUUCCACCAGAGAGAGUAAAACCAUAGCUGCCAAGUUUUCCCUUUUCUCGCGAGGAAGCCUAUUCAGCGUAAGGGAAAAUCCCUUUAAAAAAGGGAUAACUUGGCAGCUAUGGUAAAACAGAUUCCGGAUUACAGAUUCUGGGGCAAUGGGCUGUACCCAUCCGAAAUUAAGCACUGCUUUUGGGGACAGCUCCUCGAGGUUUACUCGGAUGUAAACUCCAAAGAGUUCACUUGCCACCGCUCCCUAGUUAGUUUCGGUCUUCAGCUGACAUUCACGUGGUGUUAGAGGCUCAGUGUUGCAGGUAUAGGGAUCUGGACCUAUACAGUACAGUAUACAAAUACGUGGAAGUAAAGUCCGUUGACCUCAACGACGCUUACUUCCAAGUAGACAUAGUCUGUAACGCUACAGCAACUUGCCUGAGGGUAACCCAAAAUGAACUCAGCGGGGCUUAUUUCUCAGUAGGAAUGCAGAGGAAUGAGCUGUCCCAUUUGAAAGCCUAACCACCGUUUCUUGGAAGUAUAUUAACUGAACAAUUCCAGGUAAAUGCAUUUAGGGUCGGAGCUUAGAGAACUCUGACCUUUGACGUUUGGAUAUCGAUCUCAUUCAGCUUCAUUCUAAGCACAACUGCUCGGAAGUACAUGCUAAUUGUUCUUUUUAAUACUGCCACGAAGUGUGCUUGUGACUCUCAUUCCAAUUAACGAGGCUCCAUUCAGUUUCAUUGCAACCCUUCAUCUGAACUAGACCGCAAAUUAUCCUUUCGCUUUGAAGUGACUUCAGCUGAUAGAAUUGGGCACAGUUUCAAGGUUGUAGUCCUCGCUGCAUCUGUCCUACAAGCUUCCCUGGGGAGCCUGAAGAUUGUGGCUAUACUAGUGGUCUGAGUUUGGUUGACGGUUCUUUUGGGUCCACCGACUUUGUGUGCGCUCCUCCGCCUUCCCAAACGCAGGGCUGUUUUGUCCUCGCUACACGAACUUGCAAGGAAUCCCCCUUGAUGUAAAUCAAUCUACUUCCGCGCUUAGUUACAUAAGCAGUCCCCCAGCGUGUUUAGUGGGGCUCCAGUGCGCCCAUGACUGCAGCCUUCCUUCCAAUAGAGUUCGCUUAGGAUCAAGCGCCCUCCUUGGAAUUCCUCCGGAGUGAGGGGUCCCUGGGUGGACCUGCCUUCUAGCCAUCCGCCCCGGUGUCCCCGUCGGCCCACGGAGCAUUUGGGCUUUUGCUAGCGAAAAGGCAAGUACGGUUCCUUGCAACGUGGCCGCUUGCAAAGCAUCCCGAAUGCCGAGUCGCUGUACAAAUUGUGAGCACAAACGAGGAGGGGCAGUGGAGAGGGCAGCGUUCGUGGACAUCCCUUUCUUCCCGGGUUGUAAAUAGGGGGAGCGGAUUUUUAUUUGUAUCCUGUUUAGCUUUUAGCUUUUCCUCAACUUUCAUCCAAACCGAAUGUUGGCGUCUUCUGUAGGUGGGAUUUAGCGCAAGCACUUUAUAAGCCGCCGGGAGUGGAGAUUGAGAGACGCGGCUCCAAAAGAAAAGCGACUCACUGCCAAUUGAAUUAAUAAUACCAAUGUCGAACUCAGCCAUGUCUCUAAUCGUCAUUAUUAAACUCAUUUGCAAACAGCAUGGGGGGGGGAGCGGGAAACUACCACUUUUGUUUGUUGUGUCAAACAUUUAUGUCAAUUUCAUUUGCUUUUGUGAUGUUUUAGCGACAGAAUGUUUAUUUAUUACUGGAUGUUUGCUACUGGUUCUGUUUUAUCUUUUUUAAACCAAACGACUUUUUACACGAUCCGUUUAUUUUUAACAAAUCUAGCUGCCAUUGUUUAUGUAACUUUUUUUUGAGAGAGAGAGAGAGAAAGAUCAAAUAAAAAAAGUUUUAAAAGCAAGAACUUUUGUUGAGGUGAGUCUUUACAGGAAUCAUGACUGGAACGGUAUAACGUAGAAGUAAGUAUCGAGGAGACUUGCUUCAGGGAAUGAUU
Molecule: messenger RNA, 3800 nt
Organism: Zootoca vivipara (common lizard)
Lineage: Eukaryota; Metazoa; Chordata; Lepidosauria; Squamata; Lacertidae
Gene: ATOH1
Product: atonal bHLH transcription factor 1
Biological process (GO): positive regulation of transcription by RNA polymerase II; sensory organ development; axon development
Cellular component (GO): nucleus
Molecular function (GO): protein dimerization activity; E-box binding; DNA-binding transcription factor activity, RNA polymerase II-specific
Source: RefSeq, a predicted model, not a curated record